Molecule: messenger RNA, 753 nt
Organism: Lottia gigantea (owl limpet)
Lineage: Eukaryota; Metazoa; Mollusca; Gastropoda; Lottiidae
Exons: 5
Coding region: 13-492 (159 amino acids)
Biological process (GO): leukotriene metabolic process
Cellular component (GO): endoplasmic reticulum; nuclear envelope; membrane
Molecular function (GO): glutathione transferase activity; enzyme activator activity; glutathione peroxidase activity
Source: RefSeq, a predicted model, not a curated record
AUUCUAUCCAAAAUGGACGCCUUAAGACUGGGAGAUCUGGUAUUUCCAGGAAUGGUGUCGAUAUUGGCCUCGUAUCAGAUUGUCACAUUUGCUCAGAGAGUGAGUAACGUACGGAACAAGGUAAAACUUCCCUUUCCCCAGACAACGGGUAACGUGGCUUUUGAAAGAGCAUUCAGAGCACAUCAGAAUUCAUUAGAAUUUAUUCCUGUAGUUAUGCCAAGUCUAUGGGUGUCUUCCAUAUUUUUCCAUCCAAUUCCGUCUUCCAUGGUUGGUUUAGUUUAUCUUUAUUCACGACAGAAAUAUUUUAAUGGUUAUAGUAGAAGUGUUGAAGAACGAUUACCGGGCUUCAAGUUGGGUAUCAAGUGUAUAAUACUACUAUAUGGAAUGAGUUUGCUGGGAAUGACCACUACCUUACUCCGAACAUACACAAACAUUGAUUUAUCUCAGCUAGCUUUAGAAUAUAUUCAGAAAUAUCUUCCGUCCUUAAAGUGAUUGAAUACUGGAAUAACCAACAAACCCGGAGACUUUACAUUUUAUACGAAACCGGUUUUGGAAUUCAGAAAUAUCUGCCGUUACUGAAAUAACUAUGUGACAGUGAUAUUUAAAGAAUAUCACGUGGAUACUAUAUAGAAAACAAUUACUAGCUUUAUUAUAGGUGACGUUUCAACUAGGUUUCCUCAGUCCGUCAGGCAGUGUCAUUUAAAGAAUAUCACGUGGAUACUAUAUAAAAAACAAUUACUAGAUUUAUUACAG